Molecule: messenger RNA, 870 nt
Organism: Cladocopium goreaui
Lineage: Eukaryota; Dinophyceae; Suessiales; Symbiodiniaceae
Source: the annotation of a GenBank genome assembly
AUGGUUGAAGCAGGGGCACGCAGUCUCGAAGAAGUUGCUGCAGAAGAUCCGCAGCAGAGAAUGCUAGUUCUGCUUUCUACUCUGCAGGUGCUGGAGUUGCUCCAGGCCGUGUCAAGGCUAGCUGUAUUUUCGCAUGAGUUCGGACUUGCGUUCAAGGCCUGCCUCCCAUUGCUCUCGGUGUUGAAGCAGUUGAAAUACUUCUGGAACCUCCCGCAGAGUCACGUGGCCAUCUUGCUUGAGCGGUUGGCAGAGCAACUGAUGCCAGAGCAUGCUGCCCCGUUCCAAAGUUUGCAACACGACCUGGCACAAGAGCAAGAUUGUGUGGUGGCUAUCAAAGACUUGAAGGGCAUGCCUGAACCGGUGCGCGCCGUCUAUGACCAGAACGCUCACUACGUGGAGGUUGUGGAACCACAUGGAAGCUUCCCCACAUCAAUUUAUCGACAAAGUGAUGGUUUGACCUUGGCGGCACAGGAUGCCUUGACAAUCGAGUCAGUGAUGAGCACCACUAUCACUACGACUAUCAAAAUUGCUCGUGAUGUCCUUCAACCUUCCAACAGACUGCUGUAUGAUGUCUACAAGCCAUUAGGCCGCUGCGUGGCAGUGGUUGACGACAAGGUUGACGAUCACUAUGGCACUGACUUGGAGGGGUACUUCCACGCACAUGGCAUCGAGUUCGUGAAACUUGUCUUCAGCGGCAAUGAAGUGGACAAGAACCUCAGUGAUGUGGAACUUAUUCUCCUGGCUCUGAAGAAGCACAACCGGGCCCGUCAUGAACCUGUCUUGAUUGUCGGUGGUGGUGUCAUUGCGGACAUUGCUGGCAUGGCAUGCGCUCUCUAUUCCAGGAACACGCCGUACCUGAGUCUCAAUUAA